Alexandromys fortis (reed vole) is the source of this 6097-nucleotide messenger RNA. RefSeq names its product cytoplasmic polyadenylation element binding protein 3 (gene Cpeb3). Gene Ontology annotation, biological process: negative regulation of cytoplasmic translation. Gene Ontology annotation, molecular function: mRNA regulatory element binding translation repressor activity; ribosome binding; translation factor activity, RNA binding. The coding region runs from base 652 to 2784 and encodes 710 amino acids. Lineage: Eukaryota; Metazoa; Chordata; Mammalia; Rodentia; Cricetidae. The transcript is spliced from 10 exons. Gene Ontology annotation, cellular component: nucleus; neuron projection; cytoplasm. The record is from RefSeq and is a predicted model, not a curated record.
UUCUUUUUUUUUUUUUUUGAGUCAGGUUUCCUUUAUACUAGGCUGGACUAGAACUAAGUAUUCAAGGCUGACCUUGAAUGUUCGAUCCGCCGGAGUACUGGGAUUACAAGCCUGCGCCACCACGCCCGACGAUUUUCCUCUUUUUAAAAACUGGAUUUUCUUUUAUACUAAAACGUCUCCUAACAAAAUGGAGUAGCUGCCGCUACUAAGAGACCAGAGAAUGAUUGUGCAGCUGAGUUCUUCCAACAAAUGCCUAAGAUUUCCUCUCUCGUGGUUCGCUGCAGCCAAGUGAAACAAUUAUCCGCGGCAAGAAGGCAGUUUGCUAAUCAAGAGGGCUGUCUUUUUUCUUGUUUCUUUUUCUUUCUUUUUUAAAGUGCUUCAGCUGGGGAAGGGGAAAGAGAGGGUCGUGUACCACGUCUUUUUAACCUUGCUGAAGGACGCAGCACUAUUUAUUGACGUAUGCAAAUAACUGGGGGAGGGUGGUGCUUGGGAAAAAACAGGAACCAGAAUCAGUUUCUCCUCGCAGGGUGAACGCUCUGAGUUCCGGUGAAGGGGAAAGAGACGUGGCGAAAUUGCUGUCUUUCUGUCUUAUAAGCACAUCUUUCACCAAUACAGAAAAGGGACCGAGACGUCAGAAAGGCUGCGCAAACCAUGCAGGAUGAUUUACUGAUGGACAAAAGCAAAACCCAGCCCCAGUCUCAGCAGCAGCAGCAGCAGCGGCAACAGCAGCAGCAGCAACAGCUCCAACCCGAGCCCGGCGCAGCCGAAGCCCCGUCCACGCCCCUCUCCUCAGAGACCCCCAAGCCCGAAGACAGUAGCGCAGUGCCGGCCCUCAGCCCCGCCUCGGCCCCGCCAGCCCCCAACGGCCCCGACAAAAUGCAGAUGGAGUCGCCGCUCCUGCCGGGCUUGAGUUUCCAUCAGCCCCCUCAGCAGCCGCCGCCACCGCCGCAGGAGCCCGCGGCGCCCGGAGCGUCGCUGUCGCCGUCCUUUGGCAGCACCUGGUCCACGGGCACGACAAACGCGGUGGAGGACAGCUUCUUCCAGGGGAUCACCCCGGUCAACGGGACCAUGCUCUUCCAAAACUUCCCGCACCACGUCAACCCGGUCUUCGGAGGCACCUUCUCCCCACAGAUCGGCCUGGCACAGACCCAGCACCACCAGCAGCCGCCGCCGCCCGCGCCGCAGCCGCCGCAGCCAGCGCAGCCCCCGCAGGCGCAGCCCUCGCAGCAACGCCGCUCGCCCGCCAGCCCCAGCCAGGCGCCCUAUGCGCAGAGGAGCGCCGCCGCCUACGGCCACCAACCCAUCAUGACCAGCAAGCCGUCCUCAUCCUCGGCCGUUGCGGCGGCUGCUGCCGCGGCCGCCGCCUCCUCGGCGUCGUCCAGCUGGAACACGCACCAGAGCGUGAACGCCGCCUGGAGUGCCCCGUCCAACCCGUGGGGUGGCCUACAGGCCGGCCGGGACCCUCGCCGCGCUGUUGGCGUGGGCGUGGGCGUGGGUGUAGGGGUACCCUCCCCGCUUAACCCCAUCUCGCCGCUCAAAAAGCCCUUCUCCAGCAAUGUGAUCGCGCCACCCAAGUUCCCUCGUGCGGCCCCGCUCACCUCCAAAUCCUGGAUGGAGGAUAACGCUUUUCGAACCGAUAAUGGUAACAAUCUGUUGCCUUUUCAGGACCGGAGUAGGCCCUAUGACACUUUUAACUUGCACUCCUUGGAGAACUCCUUAAUGGAUAUGAUAAGGACUGACCAUGAGCCUCUGAAAGGUAAACACUACCCUCCCAGUGGCCCACCAAUGAGUUUCGCUGAUAUAAUGUGGAGGAAUCAUUUUGCAGGACGCAUGGGAAUAAAUUUUCAUCAUCCAGGAACCGAUAACAUUAUGGCACUUAACAGUCGGUCUUCUCUCUUUCCCUUUGAAGACGCCUUCUUGGAUGACAGCCAUGGCGAUCAGGCUUUAUCCUCUGGCUUAAGUUCUCCCACUCGAUGUCAAAAUGGGGAGCGAGUGGAACGCUACUCUAGGAAGGUGUUUGUUGGAGGCCUUCCUCCUGACAUCGAUGAAGAUGAGAUCACUGCCAGCUUUCGCAGAUUCGGACCUCUCGUGGUAGACUGGCCUCAUAAAGCAGAGAGCAAGUCAUACUUCCCUCCUAAAGGCUAUGCCUUCCUGCUGUUCCAGGAAGAAAGCUCAGUGCAAGCUUUGAUAGAUGCCUGCCUAGAAGAGGAUGGGAAACUGUACCUGUGUGUGUCCAGCCCCACCAUCAAGGAUAAGCCGGUGCAAAUUCGACCGUGGAACCUAAGUGACAGUGACUUUGUAAUGGAUGGUUCUCAGCCUUUGGACCCCAGAAAAACUAUCUUUGUUGGGGGAGUUCCACGACCCCUUCGAGCUGUUGAACUGGCAAUGAUAAUGGACCGUUUGUAUGGUGGUGUUUGCUAUGCUGGCAUUGACACAGAUCCAGAGCUGAAGUACCCCAAAGGUGCUGGGCGUGUUGCGUUCUCCAAUCAGCAGAGUUACAUUGCAGCCAUCAGUGCACGCUUUGUGCAACUUCAACACAAUGACAUUGACAAACGGGUGGAAGUGAAACCGUACGUGCUGGAUGACCAGAUGUGUGACGAGUGCCAGGGCACGCGCUGCGGUGGGAAGUUUGCCCCCUUUUUCUGUGCCAAUGUCACCUGUCUACAGUACUACUGUGAAUACUGCUGGGCCAGCAUCCACUCCCGAGCCGGCCGCGAGUUCCACAAACCGCUGGUGAAGGAGGGAGGCGACCGCCCUCGGCACGUCCCGUUCCGCUGGAGCUGAGCGCCGGCCGGGCAGACCCAGCUACAAGUACUGGAGUAGGAUCACAAGGAGGAAGAGAGGGCACUGCCUCAGGGCUCACGGUGUUCUGGAAAUCUGUGCAUUCGUUCUCGAUUUUUAAAGAAGAAAUGGGUCUUUUUAUUAUUAUUAUCAUUUACAGUCCAUAUUACUGAACUCAGCGUCCAGUAUAAUGCAGAAUCGCAGAGUGUGUAACGGUACCCAUUUGCACUUUGACUCACAACUUGUCUGCUUGUACCUUGAUUUCUUACACCUGAUCUGUCACCUCCACAGUACGUAGACUGCCAUUCUCAUCAGCGGCCGUCAGGUUGCCGUCUGUGACUCUUUGUCUGGUGUUGUGUUGUCGUCGCUCUGACUGGUUCUGACUGGUUCUGACUGGUUCUGAACUGGAGCAUGCACUGAUUUUCAGAAACUUAGAGAGUCGCCCCUAGGACGAGACUUACCAAAGGUCCCACGUGUAGGUAGAGGCCGGCGUAGCAAACACUUUACAAUCCGCAAUCAGUAGAGGGGUCACGUAGAGCAAGGAUAGCCCUUCAUGAAAAUAAGCCUGUAGCUGCUCUGUACUCUGACGUGUACGGAUACCUCACAAGCUGGAUCUUUCAUUUCCUUCAUGUUUGGUUUUUGUUUUGCUGAGGAUUUGGGUUAGAUGUUUUAGUGUUAUGUAAAUUUAUGCUGCAAUAGCUUUUGCUGCUAUUAAAAGAUAUUGUUGAUACCAUAAUACUCUGUUCAGGCUAAGGUAUCAAUUAAAAACAAAAACAAGAACCCAACAACACACUUUGAUGGUUUAGGGAUAGAGCAAGCUGCCGGAGGAGGUCAGAAGAGACCAGAGAGAGCCAGCGGAGGCCGCCGUUCCUGACUGCAUGUUUACUUAAUGCGGUUGCUGCAUGCAAUAAAUUUUAUAUCCAAUGUCUAGUAUAAAACCUUCCCACAAUGCACAAAUUAAGAAUCUAUAUAAGCUAUAAACUACUCAUUUUUUUUAAAGAUUUUUUUUAUUCAAAAGAAUUGGUAAUCGGUGGGAGGAAGGCAUGCCUUGUGUCCGUGGACAGGAAGAGCUCAUAGCAGGACGACCAUUACUCAAACCAAUAGAACACCUAGGUGUAGGAUACUCUUACAGCAAACCUGUGGGUGGUAGAUGAAGUACUGCGGUGCUGUUAUAUCUUGUGCAAUUUAUUUUAUAUAGUAAAGUGAUUAUUAUGUCUAACUGUGAUCAAAUGUAACUGUCGAAAGCCUCCGCGUCAGACAUUAGUGGGCGUGACCAUUCAUAGCUGGUACGUUAUUAACCCCUGAGCUCUGAGUUACGACCUCGUAAUUCUCACCCCACUUUCCACAGCUUCAGAUCUUGUCCAGAAGGCCAAAGAGCUCGUCCUCACUCUCAAACACUAAGGAUGGACACAGAAUCUAGAAAUAAGCUGUCAGAAGCCACGUGAGGGUGAUGCUAAAGCAAUGUCUGUCUGGGUGAGUGACUGAGCAGACGCGGCCUUUGGUGUGAGACACUAACCACCAGGUCCCUGGAUUCACCCUGGAAAGCCUGGCUGGGCUGGCGCCCUGCUGUGCUUCCGUGGACAUUGUUUUAGCAUUCGCUCCUGGGCUGCAAAGAGGAAUAGAAACAUGCACGGUGAUUGCAAGACUGUAAAGCUUUUAAUCCCUUCUUCCUUUGUUCUGAAUUCUGGGGACAAUCUGACUGGAUGUCACACUGCAGAGUAGAUCUAAGUCACUGUGUUUUUGUGCUGUGAUUUCCUGUACUGUCUUAAAGUUAGUGUUGCCUGGUUUUUGUUGUAGUUUGGUUUUUGUUUCUCCAGUGUUGAGUUGUGAAUACUGGCUCUCCGGCUACAGUUUGUUUUCAAAAAGAGGAGAAAAAAAAAUAGUUUUUUACUGAAUUAAAAGAUGCCUAUUAGAGCCCUCCCCCUUGGGGUUUUCUCUGGGCCUUUUGGUAAUAAUUGCUUUUCUGCAGCCCAGAUGUGGUUUCGUUUUGUUUUGUUCCUUUUUUCUAUGUUUGUGUUUUACUUUUUUUCAUCUGUAUGGGAAAUUUUGUUACGCACUACUACUUUUUAUAUUCUAGACCGUUUUCAAGAGUUGGCUGAUGGUUUUUGUUUGUUUGUUUUUAAGGAAAAGGCAUGCUUUCUGACUGACCUGAUCUUUUGCAAUACCUCAAUUUUGAAAUAUAGGAAAGAAAAUGAUAUUUUCUAAGUAAGUUUAUUCAGAAAAUAUAUAUUAAUUUAAUUCUGCAAGAAAAUGAUUUAACAGAUGGGUAACUUUAUUUUUUUCAUGCUUAUUUGUGUUUUUUGAAAAUGAAGAAGUUAGAGCUUUAUAACUAUAAUAUUAAAGAUCAUAUCUAACCUACAGAAAUCUACCUAAUUAUGUGAAAGAUGCAGAUGUUUGGAAGAAGCUCCCCUCUUUCAUGUUCUAAAACAACCCUGAGCUCUAGAGAAGCUGGAAGACUGGGCAGCGUAAAUAACGCGGAGGCCACAGUGUCUGUCGCGGAGGGAGACCAGGUUGUGAGAGAGACUCCAUUAUUGCCGGGAGUUGUGACUUAGGUGACGGAACUACUUUCCCUUGAUUUGUAUAUUUAUAUCAAGUGUUGAUUGUGCGGCUGACCAGGAUUGUGAAAGAGUUCUUCUGUUUGUAUUUUUUUAAAGAGAACUUUUUUAGUUUAUUAAAUUAUAACAUGUUCCCUUUUGUUUUUGUAAAUAAAUGUGCCCCCCCCCAAGUUCUUAAUGUUAUAUUAAAAGAGAGGGUCCUUCAAAAAAAUUAUUUUUUAAAACACAGAGGUGUUCUGCCCUGCAACUUGACUGGGAAGCCCCUGGUAACACAGGCCCUGCCGUGGCCUUCCUUGCUGGGACACUUGAAGUAGUGGACUUUUGAAGGCUGUACUAACCUCGACUCUUUGUUGUUACGUGCAAUACUGUUUGUACUGUUUGUAUAAAAAUAGAAAAAAAGAAAAGAAAAAAGGCAUAAAUCUUUAUUGCAGAUUUAUUUUCAUUGCAGACUUUAGACAUUGUGACUCACAGAACACUCAUUUUCUACUGUCAAAUACGUACCUUUUCCUCAUGCUGGUAUUUUUUCAAUAGUAACGUAGCCUUUGUACUGAGACAAAUUUUCAUUGUUAUUUUUAGAAAGAUUUUUUGCUAAGAAAAAAAUUAAACAUAUUUACAUAUUUUUCAUUUUAUUUCGUAUUUUCUUUAAGGAGUGCUUUCUCAAUCAUUACUAGAGUUGUUUCUGGGAGGGACUUUCAUAUCUGGUCAACGUCAUAAUAUUAUUUUGUAUUUUUACUUGGAAUAAAUUAAUUUUAUGAUGCUAA